Molecule: messenger RNA, 3151 nt
Organism: Salvia miltiorrhiza (redroot sage)
Lineage: Eukaryota; Viridiplantae; Streptophyta; Magnoliopsida; Lamiales; Lamiaceae
Product: granule-bound starch synthase 2, chloroplastic/amyloplastic-like
Exons: 10
Coding region: 438-2888 (816 amino acids)
Molecular function (GO): alpha-1,4-glucan glucosyltransferase (UDP-glucose donor) activity
Source: RefSeq, a predicted model, not a curated record
AAUAAUUUAUUUCCCACGUGUCAUUAGCGAGAGGGGUUACUUGAGAUGAGAUGGUGAGCUCGAGAUGAAGCAGAACCUCAAGCUUUCGGCUUGCAAUAUUAAUUCGAUGAAACCCACUGAAUCUCAACCUCACAUCGAUUUUGCUGCUUCUGAUUUUGACCCCCUCCUUGGGACCUACUUCGAACCAGCAAUUGGAACGCCUAUCUAAUUCAUCUUGGCGUUUUGUUCAUCACAAGCACAAGCCCACGCACGUUUAUAAACCCCCCCAUUUUUAUGCACUGUGAUGUUCCCUCAUUGCAAGGAUCCGUGAUUAGGUUCGUUGGUUUCCCAGUUUCCCCAUUUGGGCGUGUUUUCAAUUUCCAUUUCCCACCGACUCGCUUGUUUUACCGGAAGAAUCGGAGUGUAUUUUCGUUGAGGCAAAUAGUCGAACACUUUCAAUGGCGUCCAUGAAAUCCUAUUCCUUCCCCACAGGAGUGGACAGUUCCAUACUCGUUCGCGGCGCGAAUCGUCACCGGCCAUUGAUUUCUAUACUAGCCUACAGGCAGAGGAAAGUUGGGGAUUGUAAUUCACCUGGGUUUUCGAGUAAUUCGACCGUGGAUCUUCUUAGCAGAGUGUCACUGUGCAGUGGAUGCGGCGGCAGACGGCGGAGGUGGGCCAACCAGGGUGUAAAGGCUGCGGCGGCUGGAGGCCGGGCAGACGAGACGGAUGAUGAGGUGGAGGAUAGUUUGCAGGCGACAAUUGAGAAGAGCAAGAAGGUUCUUGCCAUACAAAGCGACCUUUUGAAACAGAUUGCUGAAAGGAAAAAAUUGGUUUCAUCAAUUAAAAAUGCCUCGAUUGACCCUGAAGGCGGCGAACAGCUUUAUAAGGAGAGUAACGUCACUAUUUCCAGUGAUGAAGCUUCUGCUGAAAGUGAAGAUGCAUCAGAACUUGGAAAUGAUCUUCCUGGUAAACAACUCAAAGCCUCUAGUUCCAGUCUUGAUCCUGUUGCAAAAACUGAAGAACGUGGAAAAGGCCUUCCUGUUAAUGGAGCUUCAUUCGAUGCUAGUUCUGCAAAACAGUCGAAUGCCAAUAGUUCUUGGGCUGUUCAAUCAAAGAAAGUACCAUAUUUGCCAUGGCAAUCCCCCGCAGCGCCUGCACCAGAGCCUUCUUCAAGUAAUAAUUUUUACAAUGAGUCAAAAUUUAGUACAGAGGUGAUAGCGUCUAGUACAGAGAUGUCCACUGAAGAAGAUUCAGAUGGAAAGUGGAAGGAUACUACUAUAAAAACAUCGACUGUACUUGAUAAACCAUCUAGCAAACAAGAGGAGCAACAUGAGGAUUCAUGGGAAUCGAUUCCCGAGGAUGGAAAUGUCGAAGCUGAGGAUCCCACAGAUGAAGAUGUCAAGCCUGCUCCACUGGCUGGGGCCAACGUAAUGAAUGUAAUUAUUGUUGCUGCAGAAUGUGCUCCAUGGGUCAAGACAGGUGGGCUUGGAGAUGUCGCUGGAUCUUUACCUAAGGCUUUGGCUAGGCGUGGACACAGAGUCAUGGUUGUUGUACCUCGCUAUGGCGAUUAUGUGGAAGCUCAAGAUUCAGGUGUUAGGAAGAGAUAUAAAGUGGAUGGUCAGGAUUUUGAAGUUAAUUACUUCCACGCCUACCUUGAUGGUGUAGAUUUCGUUUUUAUUGAUGCUCCCCUCUUUCGGCAUAUUGAGAAUAAUAUAUAUGGAGGAAAUCGUAUGGAUAUUCUGAAGCGCAUGGUGUUGUUCUGCAAAGCUGCUGUCGAGGUUCCGUGGCAUGUUCCCUGCGGCGGAGUUUGCUAUGGAGAUGGAAAUUUGGCAUUCAUUGCAAACGACUGGCACACUGCCUUGUUGCCCGUCUAUCUUAAGGCAUACUAUAGGGACAACGGCUUAAUGCAAUAUGCGAGAUCCGUUCUUGUGAUUCAUAACAUAGCUCAUCAGGGUCGUGGUCCUGUCAAUGAUUUCUCAAUCGUGGAUCUUCCACCUCAGUAUCUCGAUCUAUUCAAAUUAUAUGAUCCAGUUGGAGGGGAACACUUCAACAUCUUUGCUGCAGGUCUAAAAACUGCUGAUCGCAUCGUUACAGUUAGUCAUGGAUAUGCUUGGGAGCUAAAAACUUCCGAAGGUGGCUGGGGCCUACACCAAAUCAUAAACGAGAACGACUGGAAGCUACGUGGAAUCGUGAACGGGAUUGACACAAAAGAGUGGAGCCCCGAGGUGGACGUUCACCUGCAGUCAGACGGGUACGUUAACUACUCCAUCAACACCCUGCAGAGAGGUAAAUCUCAGUGCAAAGCAGCGCUGCAGAAGGAGCUCGGGUUGCCCAUACGUGAAGAUGUUCCGGUGAUUGGUUUCAUCGGGAGGCUCGACAAUCAGAAAGGCGUUGAUCUGAUAGCCGAAGCAGUGCCGUGGAUGAUGGGACAGGACGUGCAGCUGGUGAUGCUGGGCACUGGCAGGCACGACCUUGAAGAGCUGCUGAGGAGGUUCGAGAGAGAGCACAACGACAAGGUGAGAGGAUGGGUUGGUUUCUCCGUCAAGACCGCUCACCGGAUAACCGCCGGCGCGGACAUACUCCUGAUGCCAUCGAGGUUCGAGCCAUGUGGCCUGAAUCAGCUCUAUGCAAUGCGCUAUGGAACAAUCCCAGUCGUGCACGCUGUGGGCGGACUAAGGGACACCGUGACGCCCUUCAACCCGUUUGAGGAAUCGGGGCUCGGAUGGACCUUCUCCCGAGCAGAGAAAGACGAGCUGAUACACGCGCUGGGGAACUGUUUCUGGACCUAUCGCGAGUUCAAGGAGAGCUGGGAGGGGCUGCAGAAACGAGGCAUGUCGAAUGAUCUGAGCUGGGACAAUGCGGCGCAGAACUACGAGGAAGUUCUUGUUGCUGCCAAGUAUCAGUGGUGAGAUCUAUGCCCUAACUUGCCAUGCUUCUUAGUAUCUUUGCUUUGGAGUGGAUCUGUUCAACUGCACGACAUCAGCUGCAUCACUUUUUAUGAGUGUUUUUGAUGCAUCAAGUAGUUGUUUGAAGCAUGUCAUAUCAUCUAUUGAUAUGGUACAAUAGGAUAAGUAGGUGACAUUCAAAAUAAGCAUUUGUUAGGCUUCUCAAAGAGAAUACUUCCGUCUACUUCUUGUAAUCAUGGUGCUAUUAAGUGUUUUCUUUUACAGAA